Messenger RNA from Habropoda laboriosa, 2734 nucleotides. It is a transcript of the gene DNAlig4, whose product is annotated as DNA ligase 4. Gene Ontology annotation, cellular component: DNA ligase IV complex; DNA-dependent protein kinase-DNA ligase 4 complex. Gene Ontology annotation, biological process: double-strand break repair via nonhomologous end joining; DNA biosynthetic process; DNA recombination. The transcript is spliced from 11 exons. The coding region runs from base 1 to 2643 and encodes 880 amino acids. Gene Ontology annotation, molecular function: DNA ligase (ATP) activity; DNA binding; ATP binding. The record is from RefSeq and is a predicted model, not a curated record. NCBI's taxonomy places the organism in Eukaryota, Metazoa, Arthropoda, Insecta, Hymenoptera, Apidae.
AUGAGUGUAACAUUAGAGGCAAAAAUUGAAUUUAAGAAAUUGUGUAAUAUAUUGGAGGAAAUCACAAAAGCACAUGCUUCUAAGAAAGCUAAUAUUUUAGAGAAAUUUAUCCAGCACUGUCGUAUUAUUAGUCAUAAAUUAAAAACAGAAUUUCCAGAUAUGCGUGGACCGCACAAUUUAAAAGAGAAAUCUCUUGCUAAUCUUUAUAUUCGUGUAUUUUGUUUGGGGAAACAUAGUAAAGAUGCACAUAAACUUAUACAAUACAAAGUUCCAACAACAAAGAAAAUCGCAGGACGCGAUUUUGCGGAAAAAGCUUAUUAUAUUUUACAAAAUCGUUUACCACGUGAAAGUUCUGAUUUUACAAUAGAACGAAUUAAUUUAUUCCUUGAUGAUAUAUCAUCACAAAAUAAAACUGUUCCAAUAGAUGAAAUGUUUAAGAUUUUAUUAGGAAAAACAAAUGCAUUGGAGUUCAAAUGGAUAACACGAAUUAUUCUGAAAGAUUUAAAGCUUGGUAUUAGAAAAAAGAGGAUAUUAGAAGUUUUUCAUCCUGAUGCAAAUUCACUUUUUGAUGUCUCAUCUAAUUUGCGUUAUGUCUGUGAUACAUUGUACGAUCCUCAGUUGAGAUAUCAUCACGAUAUUAAAGUUUUUUCUCAUUUUAAACCUAUGUUACUGGAGAGGUGCAGAAUUGAGGAUAUAGAGAAAUUAUUUAGUGAAGGAGAACAAUAUUUUGUACAAGCUAAAUAUGAUGGUGAACGAUCUCAACUGCACAUGAAAGAUGACAAAUAUAAAUACUUUACAAGACAAGGAUAUGAUAUUACAAAUAAUUCUGGUUAUGGAGAAACUAGUUCAUCAGGUUUUAUGAGUAGUGUAUUUGGUCGGCUGUUAAAUCCACAAAUUAAAUCGGUAAUACUAGAUGGUGAGUUAAUGGGAUGGCACAAAGAGAAGAAAGUGCUAGGCUCUAAAGGAAUGAGCUAUGAUGUUAAAAAACUCUCAAAAAAUAGUCAUCAUCAACCAUGUUUUGUUGCAUUUGAUAUUAUUAUGCAUAAUGAUGUUUUACUUGAUAAUGAAUCUUACGAAAAAAGAUUAGAAGUUUUAAAAGAUGUAUUCACAGAAGAAGAGGGCUGUCUUUUAUUGUGUAAAACGAUUAAAGUUUCCAAUAGUGAGGAGGUAUGCAAGGUAUUUAAAGAAUGCAUAAGGAAUAAAGAAGAAGGAAUAGUAUUAAAAAAAUGUGAUAGUAAAUAUAAGCCAAAUGUACGAGAUAAUAACGGUUGUUAUAAAAUAAAAGCUGAGUUUUCGGAUGAUUUGGUGCAAGAUGUAGAUUUAGUUAUUCUCGGUGGUUAUUACGGCGAUGGAAAAUUUAUGGGGUUGAUGAAAAGUUUUUUGAUGGGAGUAGCUUCUCCGCCAGAUAUUCUUGGCGAGAACCCCUUAAAAUUUAUGUCUGUAGUGUCAGUCAGUAAUGGGCUUUCUAUGGAUAUAUUGAAAGAAUUUUGGAAAAUGUUUGAGGACAAAUGGCAAACAGAGUGUCCCAAAAAUGUGGUUCCUCCUAGACUAGAUCCACCAAAUUUAUGGAUUAGUCCGGAGAAUUCUAUUAUUUUGACUGUACGAGCAACGGAGAUCACACAAAGUAACGAUUACCCAUUGGGAUAUAGUUUACGAUUUCCUAGAGUUAAGAAUGUUAGGACUGACAAACCGUGGUAUAGCGUUUGUACAACUAAUGAAUUGUUAUCAUUAAUUAAGGAUACCCGGCCAAUUCAGAAGUUAACAAAACGAGAAGUAAAUUAUGAAGAUAUAGAAAAUGCACCCAAAGUUAAAAUACGUAAAACAACAAAGCCACAUUUAUUAAAAUUUGAAGAAACACCAACAACAUCUAAUACCUUUAACAAUUCACCGAUUCAUCUUACCCGACUUUUCGAUGGUAAAGAAAUUUGCGUGAUAAAUGGCGAUGAUAAAUUACCUAAGGAACAGAUUGAAGAAAUUCUUUUGCAACACAAAGCAAAGGUUGUUCAAACCCCCUCAAAGGAAAAUUAUUGUGUUAUUGUUGGUAAUAUUAAAACGGCAAGAGCAAGUAGUAUCAUACAAAGUAAAAAGUAUGAUGUGAUGACGUUAGACUGGUUCAAACGGGUUACCAAAGAAGAAAAUUGGUCAUCGCUACAAGAUUUUCUACCAUGGGACUUGAUAUGUAGCUGUGAAUCAACGAAACAUCGCUUGGAACAAUUUUACGACGAUUAUUAUGAUCACUAUACUGUAGAUGCGGAUGAAGAGAGUUUGUUACGAUCCUUCAAACGAAUUGAAGAAACGGUAAAAAAUGUUGAACUUAAUUGCAUAGAAGCGAAAGAAAUAGAUGAAGAAUUAUUUGUUGAUGGAAUAUCACCCUAUUCCUUAUUUCGUGGUAUGGUGGGAUACUUUAAUGAUCAGUCAGAUUGUGCAAAGUAUGAAUUUCGUUUCAUGGCUGGAACUAUUAAAGAAACUGUCGACGACUCUGUGACACAUAUUUUUGUUAAUAAAAAUUCCAUCGAGUCUGAACUUCAAAAGUUGAUUGACGAUAAAUCACAGACAUCGUUAAUGAUCGUUAAAAGCGAGUGGAUCAAGGAGUGCUUUAAGCAAGAUGCAAUUAUCCCUUAUUCAGAGUACCUGAUUCAAUAAUCAUUAUAUAAUAUACAACAAAUUAUGUAUAUGUACAUAUGUGCAAUGAUUUUUAUGUAUCUAUAUUUUAUUCUGUACGGACAAAAUGAAU